AUGUUCGCAGGAGUUGCAGCCUCUAGGGUCAAGGACUUAUUCUUUCGGGCGCGCCAGUUCGCCCCGGCCAUCAUAUUCAUUGAUGAGAUCGAUGCCAUUGGGUCCAAGCGAGGCACAGCCAGCGACCAGGGCGGGGGCAACAUCGAGCGGGAGCAGGGGCUGAUUCAAAUUCUUACAGAGCUGGACGGGUUUCAGGAGAACCAGGCCAAGGUGCUGGUCAUUGGUGCCACUAACCGACUGGACAUGCUGGACCCAGCGUUGCUGCGCAAGGGGCGGUUUGACAAGGUGGUGCGCGUGGGGCUGCCCACAGAGGAGGGGCGGUUCUCAGUGCUCAAGGUGCAUGCGCGCAACAAGGCGUUCAAGUCGGAAGAGGAGAAGCUGAAGCUCCUGAGGGAGAUAGCCGCUGCUACACCCGACUACAGUGGAGCCGAGCUUAUGAACAUCCUCAACGAGGCUGCCAUUCUAGCCAUUCGAAAAGACAAGGAUGAGAUUGAGAGGGAGGAGCUGCUUCAAGCCAUUGACCGGCAAGCGGGCGAGUUCAAAACCGGAGAGGAGGACGUGUUGGACAGCCGGGAGGUGCGCAUGCGAGCGGCUUACCGCGAGGCCUCCAUCGCUGUGCUGGAGUGCGCCCUGCCAGACAGAUCAGGGCCGAUUAAGAGGACCUCUCUGGACAACGUUGAUCCUCUCCCCAACAUGGAGCACGAGAGGGUGCGCCACCGCUGCUUUGCCGUCAAGCAGGACAUGCUCGACGCUAUCGUGCGCGCCUUCGCACCUGCCAUCAUGGAGCGCAUGGUGUUUGGAGCGGCCAAUGUGAGCUGGCAAGCAGGGGUGGCGUACAGAGAGGCGGUUCAACUGGCAGACUAUGUCAUCCUCAGGAGCGGCAUGAGCGCCCUGGGGAAGGUGGUUUACGAGACGCAGAAGGACCUUAUGCCGCAUCUCAUUCCCAAGGUCAUCGCUCUAAGGGAAGAGUACAUGCGCUACUCCAAGGCGAAAUGCGAGGCUGUUCUUAAGGAGUACAGAUCGGCUGUAGACACCAUCGCAGAGCGUCUGUUGGAGGAGGGCGAGGUGACAGGAGACGCCAUUCACAGGAUCUAUGAUGCUGCUCCCAAGUUCCCCCAGCCCCCAGUACCAGCUAUUGACGAAUACGCAGUGCUAGUCCACACCGGCAGGUGGGGCAUUCACGGUGCCUCCCUCCCCGGGCGAGCCACCUUCCACCCGGGCAACUCCGGCUACGCCACCUUUGGAGCGCCGCGGCCGCAGCAGGUGCAGGCUGUGAGCGACGAGACGUGGAAGGUGGUGGAGGGGAUGUGGAGGGAGAGAAUUGCGGAACUGAGGCAGAUGGAUGAGGAGGACGAGGAGGAGAGGGAGCAGCAGCUGCUGCUGCCUGAUCUGGUGCUCUAG
Messenger RNA from Closterium sp. Naga37s-1, 1401 nucleotides. NCBI's taxonomy places the organism in Eukaryota, Viridiplantae, Streptophyta, Zygnematophyceae, Desmidiales, Closteriaceae. The record is from the annotation of a GenBank genome assembly.